Molecule: messenger RNA, 1392 nt
Organism: Branchiostoma floridae (Florida lancelet)
Lineage: Eukaryota; Metazoa; Chordata; Leptocardii; Amphioxiformes; Branchiostomatidae
Exons: 8
Coding region: 1-1392 (463 amino acids)
Source: RefSeq, a predicted model, not a curated record
AUGGUCGGCAUUACAGGUACGACGUACCGGGCACUCUGUCCGAUUAUACUGCUGUGGAUCGGCUCAGCCUCAGCCCUAAGAAGGGCCAUCUGUCCACCGGGGAAGGACGGAUCGUCUUCUGAUCGCACAAUUUAUUUUGUUGCUGUUGGAAGCACCUCCCCGCCCCUUGGUCAAAGCCAGGAAUUGAGGUGUGCAUACCCAUACUCCCAGCCACACGGAUGGAACCAUGACCUUGGAGUUGGGUUGGAACUUCUGUGGUUCAAAGACAACGAUUUGAUGAAAGGGUCCAAGGUAUCAAACACGUCGGAUGGUCGCAUUACUAUUACAGAGGACGUUGUGAAUGUUCCAGACAACAUACGCCAUUUAUGCUCAAGACAGUUAGACCAAGAGACCAAGAAGACCAAGAGCUUCCGCUCUAUCUUGUCAAUACACAACAUUGAACACUCGGACUAUGGUGUGUACAACUGUCAUCUUGUAAUCAACAAUAAAUACAAAGAGAUAAUCCAUUCAACCAGACUCAAAGGUCCUUAUAGUCGACCUAAGAUCUUGUACCCUAAGCUGUCCAAUAUGUGCAAAACUACGUUGACAUGUGAAGUUGCCUGCGUUGACUGCUGCCCAUGUGAUACGGGUUUAUGUGAAAUGGUGCUGUUGAAGGACAACAGGGUGGUUACAUCAACUACAUCUGUUAUAACAGAUCGUCAUAAAUUCAAGUCAACGUUGAAGAUAUCCAUCGAUGGCCCUAAGGAUUAUGAUCUGUAUAAAUGCGUACUGAAGCAAUUGGCCAUGGCUGUCGAUUGUCAAGAUGGGUCGAUGAUUGAGAAUUGGAAUGUUGGAUCUUCUUUCAGGCUAUAUCAGCCAAAAGCCUAUGCGACAAAACCGCAUAGAGCUUUUACAAAUGCUGAAGGAGCACACGUUUCCUGCCUCUUUGAAAAACGGUCCUUGCCAGCUAGUCUGACUGGUACGAUUGGGAAAACAUGGGAAGUUGUUCUUCGCAAGGAUCAUCAUAAAGAGAUUGCUUCAAAAGAAACGUCCGUCUCCCCGGACGGGACAGUGCAGGCAUCCUUUUCAUUGAAGAGAACUCUGGAAGUCUAUGGAGAAUACCAGUGCGUGAUAAGACCAACGCAUCAUGGUUGUAAGAAUCAGUCAUGGUCCGAGUCUUCCAACAUGUUGAUAUUCGAAUCACCUACGGUCCUGCAGCCACAUACAGUUCCCUCUUGGAUGAGGACAACAACUAAACACGGCUGUGCAUUUCUUAUCGAGCACAGAGAAGUGGAUCGUUAUGCAAUUGUCGUUACAUCACAAGGAAAUGAAGUAAGUACUUUUGCGGUCGCUACAAAUGGUUUUGAUACGGUGACGUCUUUGUCUAUAACAACAAAAGUAGACACGCCCUAA